AUGCCUCAGCCCACGGUGGACUACUCCCUCUACCUGGUCACGGACUCGACGCCCGCGAUCCUCGGCGACCGCGACCUCGCCUCCGUCGUCGCGGCCGCCGUCCGGGGCGGCGUCACCGUCGUGCAGUACCGCGACAAGACGAGCGACACGGGCGCCCUCGUCGCCAACGCCAGGCGGCUGCACGCCGUCACCCGCGCCGCCGGCGUGCCGCUGCUCAUCAACGACCGCGUCGACGUCGCCCUCGCCGUCGGCUGCGAGGGCGUGCACAUUGGGCAGGAUGACAUGGAACUCGCCACCGCGAGAAAGAUCCUUGGCCCAGAUGCCAUCAUCGGCGUCACGGCCAGCACCGUCGAGGAGGCCCUCAAGGCCUGCGAGGACGGCGCAGACUACCUGGGCAUCGGCACCGUCUUUGCGACAUCCACCAAGGAGAACACAAAACACAUCAUCGGCACGGCGGGCCUCCGCCGGAUCCUCGCCGAGCUCGCCUCCGCCGGCCACAUCCCCCGCGUCAAGACCGUCUGCAUCGGCGGCCUCAAGCCCUCCAACAUCCAGCGCGUGCUCUACCAGUCCGCCCCCUCGCCGCCUUCGGGCCCCUCGCUCGACGGCGUCGCCCUCGUCAGCGCCAUCGUCGCCGCGACCGACCCGGAGUCCGAGUCCCGUCGCCUGCUGGAGCUCGUCAGAACCAGCUCCUCGUACCGGCAGAUCGUCUCCUCCUCUUCCGGCGGCGGCCCCUCGGCGGACGUCGGCUCGCUCCUCGACCGCGUCCCGGAUGUGAUCAGCGCCGUCGCCUCGGCCUCCCCGCUCUCCCACAACAUGACCAACCUCGUGGUCCAGAACUUCGCCGCCAACGUCGCCCUCGCCGUCGGCGCGUCCCCGAUCAUGGCCAACUACGGCGAGGAGGCCGCCGACCUCGCCCGCCUCGGCGGCAGCCUCGUCGUCAACAUGGGCACCGUCACGCCCGAGGGCAUCGCCAACUACCUCCAGGCGCUGUCCGCCUACAACGCCGCCGGCCGCCCCGUCGUCUUCGACCCCGUCGGCGCGGGCGCCACGUCCGUCCGCCGGGCCGCCGUCCAGACCAUCCUCGCCGGCGGGUACCUGGACCUCAUCAAGGGCAACGAGGGCGAGGUCGCGACCGUUCACGGGCAGGCGGCGGCGCCGGAGCAGCAGCAGAAGGGCGUCGACUCGAGCUCGACGCUCUCGCACGCGCAGAAGGCGCGGAUCGUGCGGGACCUUGCGCGGAGGGAGAGAAACGUCGUGCUGAUGACGGGCGCGACCGACUACGUGUCGGACGGCGGGCGGACGUUCGCCGUGGAGAACGGUCACGAGCUGCUGGGCCAGAUCACCGGGACGGGCUGCGUCCUGGGCACGACGGUGUCGGCGGCGCUGGCGGCCUGGGAGGACGACCGCCUGCUCGCCGUCCUCGCGGGCCUGCUGCAUUUCGAGAUCGCGGCCGAGCGGGCCGCCGUCAGGGGCGACGUCCAGGGCCCCGGGACGUUUGUGCCGGCCUUCAUCGACGAGCUGGCGCGGAUACGGAGGCAGACCGUCGACGGGGACUUGGCCUGGCUUUCAGGGGCCAAGGUGAAGGCCGUCCAUGUCGAAUGA
Messenger RNA from Colletotrichum graminicola M1.001, 1602 nucleotides. RefSeq names its product hydroxyethylthiazole kinase. The coding region runs from base 1 to 1602 and encodes 533 amino acids. Lineage: Eukaryota; Fungi; Ascomycota; Sordariomycetes; Glomerellales; Glomerellaceae. Gene Ontology annotation, molecular function: hydroxyethylthiazole kinase activity; thiamine-phosphate diphosphorylase activity; ATP binding. Gene Ontology annotation, biological process: thiamine biosynthetic process. The transcript has 3 exons. The record is from RefSeq and is a predicted model, not a curated record. Gene Ontology annotation, cellular component: cytoplasm.